This is a messenger RNA of Monosiga brevicollis MX1, 513 nucleotides long. RefSeq lists its product as uncharacterized. The coding region runs from base 1 to 513 and encodes 170 amino acids. The transcript is spliced from 2 exons. Lineage: Eukaryota; Choanoflagellata; Craspedida; Salpingoecidae. The record is from RefSeq and is a predicted model, not a curated record.
AUGGCGGCGCGAUCGUCGAUUCGGCGGUUGCCAGUCGAGACGGGGCAGGGGGCAGGGAUCGGAGGAGGCAGGGGUGUUCGUGGGAUGGAUCGACGAGAAUCGAGCGAGUUGCGUGAUAUUGAGCUGCAAGUUCGUGCGGAAGAGCUCCAGAUCAUGGAGCAAAGCCAGUCCGUGCUGGCUCAAAUUGAGGAUUACAAUGCAAGGUUGCAACACCUGUUAGCCCACCCCGCGAUGCGCACCGAACAGGACGUGAUUGGUCGCUGUCAACGACAAGUUGCCAUGGCCUCGAGCAAGCUGCACCGCAUGCGUGGCCGACGUGAGGAAGUUACGAGCAAACUGGACGAAGCCGAGCAGCUGGCCGGAUCCGUCCGCUCGCUGGGCACCUCCCGUGACACGACCGUUUGCCACGCCCUCAACGGGCUCGCCAAUACCAAACUCCUCUACGCGGCUGGGGAACAGCUCAAGCCCGAAGUAGGUGUCGCGCCCGUGACUUUUCCACAUCCUCUAUUUUGA